Molecule: messenger RNA, 879 nt
Organism: Synchytrium microbalum
Lineage: Eukaryota; Fungi; Chytridiomycota; Chytridiomycetes; Synchytriales; Synchytriaceae
Exons: 9
Coding region: 1-879 (292 amino acids)
Cellular component (GO): RAVE complex
Source: RefSeq, a predicted model, not a curated record
AUGUAUGCGGUGCAAAUAGGAAAGCUGGACGAGGCAACUCUAGCUCUAAAGCAAAGGGAAUCUACUAAACGAGAGUUGGUAAAUCUGAUUGACAAUCGCAUUCCUGUCGUGUUGGAGGAGAUUGGACGAUUACUUCGAGAAGCGCUCAUCAUUUUAUCAGGAUCUGCUGAUGUUGGAUCUAGUCCAAAGAGCACGUCAGCUGCUACGUUGGUUAUAACUUCACCAAAUAACGACGCUGUAAAAGGAUUUCUCACUGUGAAUGGAACCAGUAUCGUCAAAGGAGAUUUGACAAUCAAAUUCAACCAUUACAAUCGUGGUAGCCCUUACAAGGUCACUGUAAACAACUCAAAACCACAUUCGCUGCUUCAGCUACAUCUAGCUCGAAAUGGAGUAGUGGCUGCUACAGGCAUUGUAGAAGAUUCUUUCUUUGCUGGUUUUGAUCGAAUAUCCUUGAUGCAGAUGUUCAAACGAAUCAGCAACCAAAUCGGCCAAUCGAUCCAAAUCCUAAAAGCAGCACCAGAGGACACACUAUUCCCAGCUCGAGACUGUGAUGCAAAGAUGUUUGCACCAGACUUGCCGGAAGAUUUGAUUGUGGAAUUCCAUGUGGCAGAAACAUCAGUGGUUUGCAGCAUAUUUGCUAUACAGUUUCAUCGUGAUGCUUUGCCGAUACAGAUUCAGCAGUUGCAGCACAAGUUCUUGACGAGGUUUAGAGGGUCUUUGAAGACAAGUAUGUAUAAAGGUCGUCAUGUAGAAAUCCUGGACGAACUAGCAGUCGAAAGUGUCAGUCCUCAACUGACACGAUUGGAAGCAAUCCUGGCACGAAUCCAAACAAUCUGCCAAAGUACACACCACAAACUCGCAUGUGUGAGCGAGAUCUAA